UUACAUGGUUAUUUGUCUGUAUGGAUCCGUGUUAGCCUUGAGCGCUGUCACGGAUAUAUCUCUUGAAAUUUCCAUGAUAUCAUUAGGGAUCAUUUGCACUAUAUAUUGUUCUAUAGGAGGAUUAAGAGCUGUUCUGUGGACAGAUGUAUUCCAAGCAACACUCAUAAUAUUAUGCUUGGUAGCUUUAUACGCAGUUGGUAUUAAAGACGCAGGUGGCGUAGCAAACAUAUAUAUACGUUCAAGAGAUGGGGAACGAUUGAAUGAUCUGUAUGAUCUCCGGCUGAACUUUACGAAGCGCUUAAGUUUUUGGGGUUCUUUCUGUCGAGGAAUUAUGUUUGGUAUUUCAUAUUAUGGAACUAAUCAAGUGGAAGUUCAAAGAGUACUCAGUUUAAGUACUUCUCAAAGAGCCAAAUCUACACUACAAAUGAGUAUUUUACCGAUGACUCUUGUUUAUCUUAUGAACAAUAUGCUUGGCGUAGUAUUAUACUCCAUUUACUACAAAUGCGAUCCCAUUUUAAACAAGAGUCAAACAGGAGUGGAAAGAUAUGAUCAAAUUGUUCCAUAUUAUAUUGUGAAUGCAUUCAGUUGGAUCCCCGGUAUGACAGGACUGUGCAUUGCUGGUCUUUUUAGUGCUGCUCUCAGCUCUUUAUCUUCGUGUCUGAAUUCUAUAGCCAGUGUAACGGUGGUAGAUAUCAUAAAGCCACUUUAUAGAAAGGGUAACAUGUCUGAUAAACAAGUUGUUUGGUGUGCUAAAAUUCUAUCAUUGGUUUACGGUGGAAUUUGUAUAGGCCUCAGUUUUUGUUUCAUGGAAGUUAGGAGUCUCCUGCUAUUAGCCACCGUAUUGAUAAGUUCUCUGGAAGGGCCAAUGUUAGCUGUCUUCACAGUUGGAGUUCUAACAACAAAGGCUUCAGACAAGUGUGUUUCAUUUACUUUGAUUGUGGGAUACAGUUUGAUGUCAUGUCUUUCAUUUGGAACAUUAUUUUCCAACUACACUCAGCCUACACUGCCACUCAGUACGGAAGAAUGCAUUCUCCAAAAUGUUACAUAUCAUGGGAAUCGUACUUUUGUUGUUCCAACAAACAUUUAUCCUGUACCUUCUCAGGAUAUUAAUAAGGAUGUUUUUGUGUUGUUUAAGAUAUCUUAUUUGUGGUACAGUACCAUUGGAUACAUUUUUACACUAGUGCUUGUUUUCCUAGCUGUUAUUUUCACAGGAUGGAAAAACAAUGUUAUUCCGGAAGAUUCUAUUUGUCUUAGUCCAGUUACUCGAAUUUGGAUGAAGGAUUUGUGCAAACCACUGGAAAUGAAGCAUGAAAAAGAAACUAACGAUACUAGAGCAUCAAAGUCUCAGAUGUGAACAGUUAAACCAUCAUUGUUUAUGUUUUUUAUUUAUUCUCUGCCUUAUAUGAAUAAAUACG
Parasteatoda tepidariorum (common house spider) is the source of this 1415-nucleotide messenger RNA. Its product is annotated as putative sodium-dependent multivitamin transporter. The record is from RefSeq and is a predicted model, not a curated record. Gene Ontology annotation, cellular component: membrane. NCBI's taxonomy places the organism in Eukaryota, Metazoa, Arthropoda, Arachnida, Araneae, Theridiidae. Gene Ontology annotation, molecular function: symporter activity. Gene Ontology annotation, biological process: transmembrane transport; sodium ion transport.